Pediculus humanus corporis (human body louse) is the source of this 195-nucleotide messenger RNA. RefSeq lists its product as uncharacterized. The coding region runs from base 1 to 195 and encodes 64 amino acids. The transcript is spliced from 3 exons. The record is from RefSeq and is a predicted model, not a curated record. NCBI's taxonomy places the organism in Eukaryota, Metazoa, Arthropoda, Insecta, Psocodea, Pediculidae.
AUGAAAGAAAGAGAAGUGGAAAGACUUCUUAAAGAAUAUCGUCAAAAUCAAGAACUCGUUAAAAAUAUCGGAGCACAUUAUUAUCAAAUUAUAUAUCCGGUUCAACUCAGACAUCAUGAAAAAAUGGGCAUAUCGACCAGAGAGAUAGGGACAAAGAACAAAAAGGAAACAAAAAAAAAAGAAAAAACUAAAUGA